AUGUGGCUUUAUCAUUUUUUGCUGGGGUUUGACCUGAAAGGGCUUUUCCUGUUUAUUUUUAUAUUUAUCCUAAUAGCAGACUUCCUAAAAUUUAGGAAUCCUCCAAAUUAUCCUCCAGGACCUCUGCCCCUUCCCCUUGUGGGAAAUGUCUUCAGUGUAGACAGGAAACAUCCGCAAAUUUAUUUUACUAAGCUGGCUGACAUCUAUGGGAAUGUGUUUAGUGUCCGCCUUGGCGGUGAGAAGAUGGUGUUUGUGUCUGGGUACAAGAUGGUGAAGGAAGCCAUAGUGACACAAGCUGAGAAUUUUGUGGAUCGACCAUACAGUGCAAUGGUUGACAGGUUAUACUCAGGAGACUCAGGUGGUCUGUUCUCAAGCAAUGGUGAAACAUGGAAGAGACAGCGACGCUUUGCCUUGUCUACCUUACGUAGUUUUGGCCUGGGCAAAGGUACCAUGGAGCAGAGUAUCUGUGAGGAGAUCCGACAUCUGCAGGAGGAGAUAGAGAAGGAGAAAGGUGAACCUUUCAAUCCAGCAGGCUUCUUCAACAAUGCUGUGUCCAACAUCAUUUGCCAGCUGGUGUUCGGGAAACGGUUUGACUACAACGACCACAACUUCCAGACCAUGCUGAAGUAUAUGUCUGAAACUGUUAGGCUGGAGGGCUCUGUAUGGGGUACGCUGUAUGAGUCAUUCCCUGGAGUGAUGAAGCACUUGCCAGGUCCUCACAACAAAAUAUUCAGCUACAACUACGCCAUCCUAGAUUGGAUCAGUCAGGAGAUAAAAAGUCAUAAGAAGGACCUGGACCACAGCGAUCCCAGGGACUACAUUGAUGCUUUCAUCAUUGAAAUGGAGAAUCACAAAGAGACUAAUCUGGGCUUCACUGAGACCAAUCUGGCCAUGUGCACUCUGGAUCUAUUCGUGGCGGGAUCAGAGACAACCUUCACUACUUUGCUCUGGGCUUUGGUUUUCCUUAUCAAAAACCCUGAUAUUCAGAACAAAGUCCAGGCAGAGAUAGACAGAGUGAUCGGACAGACCCGACUGCCCAGAAUGGCCGACAGACCUAACCUGCCCUACACCGACGCUGUCAUCCAUGAGAUCCAGAGGAUGGGAAACAUUGUUCCUCUCAAUGGACUUAGAAUGGCUGCCAAAGACACAACACUGGGUGGUUACAUCAUACCCAAGGGUACGUCCUUGUUGCCCAACUUGACCUCUGUGCUGUUUGACAAGACUGAAUGGGAGACACCAGACACCUUCAACCCUGGACACUUCCUAGAUGCUGAGGGAAAGCUUGUGAAAAGAGAUGCUUUCCUGCCUUUCUCUGCAGGGAAACGCGUGUGUCUCGGAGAAGGCCUCGCCAAAAUGGAGCUGUUCCUGUUUUUGGUUGGUUUACUACAGAAGUUCUCUUUCUCCGUUCCUGAUGGAGUAGAGUUAAGUACAGAAGGAGUUACUGGAGUUACACGUGUACCGCACUCCUUCAAUGUUUACACCAAGACUCGCUGAAUUAUACCAUAUCUCACUGAAUCAUUUUUCAUCUACACAACGUGUAACAAACAUACUGUAGA
Perca flavescens (yellow perch) is the source of this 1556-nucleotide messenger RNA. Its product is annotated as cytochrome P450 2J6. The coding region runs from base 1 to 1494 and encodes 497 amino acids. Gene Ontology annotation, biological process: xenobiotic metabolic process. The record is from RefSeq and is a predicted model, not a curated record. Lineage: Eukaryota; Metazoa; Chordata; Actinopteri; Perciformes; Percidae. Gene Ontology annotation, cellular component: intracellular membrane-bounded organelle; cytoplasm. The transcript is spliced from 9 exons. Gene Ontology annotation, molecular function: heme binding; iron ion binding; oxidoreductase activity, acting on paired donors, with incorporation or reduction of molecular oxygen, reduced flavin or flavoprotein as one donor, and incorporation of one atom of oxygen.